AUGACGGAGGUUGAUCCGUGCGAGGUGUACGUCCGGUACCUGCCGCGGACCUGCGACGAGGCCCGACUCCGCGCGCAGUUCGAGAAGUGCGGCCGCAUCGUCCGCGCGCGCGUCGCCAAGGAUCGCGACACCGGGGAGUGCAAAGGGUACGGCUUCAUGACGUUCAGCAACAAGACCGAGGCGAGGCGAUGCGUCAGGGAGUACAACGAGCACCCGAGGAACUACAUGGACGGUAAGCACGCGGUCAUCACGCACGCCACGGGGUCCAACCCGAACAAGAGGCCGGUGGCGAUGUGCAGCUUCGGCGUCGACUGCCGACGGAGCGAUUGCCACUUCAGGCACCCCGACGGAUGGGACCCGGACGCGGAACCCGGUGCGGACGCCGGGGCGGACAACGAGGGCGGGGACGGCGACGGCGAAGUGGGAGACGGCGACGGCGAAUCGGGAGGCGACCCCGCGGCGCGCGACGAGAAUCCCUCCAAGAAGCAGAAGAGGGACAAGAAGGACAAGAAGGACAAGAAGGACAAGAGGGAAACGAAGGAGACGAAGGAGACGAAGGAGACGAAGGAGAGGCUCGGGGUCGCCGGCGGAUCCGCUCCCGAGGCCGAGGACGCCGACCAACCCAAACCCGCGCUCACGUGGCUCCAGCGACAACGGAAGCUGCAGCAGGAGGAGCGCCGGGUGAACCGGGGGCACAAACACAAGCUCGGAGCGAAGGCGCGGAAACGAGCCAAGGCUCGCGAGGCCAAAGCAGCCGUCGCCGGGGGGGGGUAG
Molecule: messenger RNA, 774 nt
Organism: Micromonas commoda
Lineage: Eukaryota; Viridiplantae; Chlorophyta; Mamiellophyceae; Mamiellales; Mamiellaceae
Exons: 1
Coding region: 1-774 (257 amino acids)
Molecular function (GO): mRNA binding
Source: RefSeq, a predicted model, not a curated record